CCCCGAUUUGCAGACUGGGCGAAGGUUGGUCAAUCAUCAGUUAUCCUGAUCCAAGCACUAUACCUUUAAGGGGGGAACUUACCCUGGUCAUUGCUUGAGUCUCCACAAGGAUAGUAAAGCUAGGUAUGACAUAUUAAAAUAAGGCCUGUUCCGGCGUUUGGAGACAUAUCAGAGCAUACGUACGCAAAAAAAUAGUUCGAUUGUGGACAAGGAGAGAAAGAAGGAAAGAAGAAGAAGAAGAAAGAGAGAGGAAAAGAGAAAGGAAAGCUGAGGCGCGGAGAGACGCGCUAGGGCUUAUCUCCCUUUGGGAAUGCCUGUCCUAUCAAAACAUUGAGCGCCAGAAAAUACACCCAGAGACAAGUCCUCUAAGUGAACAUUGGUGAUUUUGUUACUAAUACUAUCUAAUAUUCCACGGACGGUUUCUUCUUGGAGUAGUAUUCCCUUUCGUUGCAUUUACCAGUACUCCGUUUAAGAUAAUACAUUAAGGGGAACUCCAUUGAGGGUAUAACUGUCCCUAAUAGCGGCUAUCAGCAGCUAAAGGAGAAUAGUUUAGCGAAUAAUGGUAUGAUAAUAGCAUAUAUCAAGUAUUUUAUUAAGGGGGUAUAUAUAUCAUUUUAGAUUAUGAUGCUAUGACCAAAUCUACCGCCUAGCCGAUAGACCCCAAGGUUAAAUUUCCUUUCUGCAGUAACUAGUUAGUUAGAUGGUAGCGUUAUAUGUAAAGCUCAAGCAUAAGUCCAGGGUUGUCUUUCAAUUUUCGGCCUAUUUGAUUACCUGGCGAGAUGUGAGAAUGCAAGAAAGAGUGCUUUCCCUUCGCUGGACGUUGGGCCUCGGCUGACUCCACAAUUGGUGGAAGCUCAACGUGACAUCAAGCAGAGGAAGUUGGAUCGGAAAGACAAACACAUCAAUGCAGCGAGCAUUGAUAUGUUGUUGACGCUAUCUUGGUACAACGUUUGAUACCCAAAGUCAGACUGAGUAUUUACUGCCAAAGCAACGAGACGAUGGACGCAGACGGAAAGCCCCCCAUUGUCUAGGUUCUCUCUAGAAAAUCACCUGGACUUCACGCUAUACCCUAUCCUUGGUCUGGUUUCCCUGCUCGUGGAUGCUGCUCGUGGAUAGUGUAUAUACAGCUACCCAGGCGUCCUUAACACCAUAUUCCCCUGGCUCUGUUCCCAAGGGAAGCAUGCGAGACAAAGCCCUAAGGCUUCUCUGUCCAAAUAUCAACAAUAUAUACUUAUCUGAAAACGAUACCCUCUACUCUUCCACGUCUAUCCACGGUAAAUGUGAUUUUUUAUAUACCCAGCCUGUGUUUACCCACCUAGCACCUAGGCAUGACUCUGUCCGGGAAUCCAGUGAUUGCAACUCAUGCGGGUUGAGUGUUGCCCAAAAUGACAUUGGCAGCACGACUCGAAGGACGACGUGACUUCUCAGAAAGAUUUUUCCUAUCCUUUUCUUCUCCCUCUUCCUCUUCCCCUUUUUGAUUUGAGACAAGGAUUCCCAAAUGUGCUGUGGGACUGACUACUAAUGUAAGCUUACUUCGUCAGUUAUCAUUUUUAAACGAUGCACUAGUUAACGAGGACGAAUAUCUCCAUAGUUGCUAUAAUGCGAACUCUCUUCUAUACAGAGAACGCCUAAAAUGAUAUAUCAUGGGGCAGUGAAGCAGCCAGUCUCCCGUCACGCCAUCAUGCGCGAUAUAAAUGG
Molecule: messenger RNA, 1698 nt
Organism: Trichophyton rubrum CBS 118892
Lineage: Eukaryota; Fungi; Ascomycota; Eurotiomycetes; Onygenales; Arthrodermataceae
Exons: 1
Coding region: 1100-1420 (106 amino acids)
Source: RefSeq, a predicted model, not a curated record